Molecule: messenger RNA, 5917 nt
Organism: Athene cunicularia (burrowing owl)
Lineage: Eukaryota; Metazoa; Chordata; Aves; Strigiformes; Strigidae
Gene: SLC30A1
Product: solute carrier family 30 member 1
Exons: 1
Coding region: 1-942 (313 amino acids)
Biological process (GO): detoxification of zinc ion; zinc ion transmembrane transport; intracellular zinc ion homeostasis
Cellular component (GO): Golgi apparatus; endoplasmic reticulum
Molecular function (GO): zinc ion transmembrane transporter activity; calcium channel inhibitor activity
Source: RefSeq, a predicted model, not a curated record
AUGCCUAAUCUUUUUGCUGUUUUCUUGUCAGGUGAUAUGAAAGAUGACAUGGCUGACCUACAAGUGAAUGGGAACGCUGGUCAUUAUCCUCUGGAUGUAGAGGAGGUUGAAGAAGACUCUAGUGCGCAGCUUAACAUGCGUGGAGUUUUUCUGCAUGUUUUUGGAGAUGCCUUAGGUUCCGUAAUUGUGGUAUUGAAUGCCUUGCUUUUUUAUGGGUUGUGGAAUCCGUGCCCCAAAGAUGGGCCCUGCUUUAAUCCAUGCGUCAAUAAUCAUUGCAUGGAAAAUGCUACUUUAUCCCAAACGCUUGGCGGAGCAAACAAGUCCGAGCAAGAGAGCAUUACAGUGGCUGGUCCAUGCUGGUUGCUAUAUUUAGAUCCCAUCCUUUGUUUGAUCAUGGUUUGUAUACUCCUUUACACAACUUACCCAUUACUUAGGGAGUCAGCGCUUAUACUUCUGCAGACUGUUCCCAAACAAAUAGAUGUUCAUUCUUUGAACUCAAAAUUACGUACCCUUGAAGGAGUUGAAGCAGUCCAUGAGUUACACAUUUGGCAGCUAGCAGGCAGUAGGAUCAUUGGUACUGCUCACAUAAAGUGUCCUGAUCCUUCCACGUACAUGAUGGUGGCAAAGCGCAUAAAAGAGAUCUUUCAUGACGAAGGGAUUCAUGCAACUACCAUUCAGCCUGAGUUUGCCAGCGUUGGCUCUGAAUCAGGGAGAGGAAAAUGUGAGUUUCCGUGCAGGACUCAGUGUGCUUUGAAGCAGUGUUGCGGAACAGGAGAAGAUAGUACUGCAAAGAAGACAGAAAAAUCUUCGUCGCUUAGUAUCUCUUGUUCAGAAGUUGUCAUUGAAUUUCCAAAAACUAGGAGGACUAAGUCGGAGAGCAUCCCUUCAGUUAAGCUAGAGGCAAACGCUGAUCAAAAUGAGCAGUUUGAAUCAUCUUUGUAACUCCCUGAAUGGUGCUACCUGAGUUUUGGUGACUGACAACAGCUGUAUUGCAAGAGGAAGAGACAGACGUUUGAGAUGCAAUUUUGCCAAGUAGUGUAAUUGCUGAAGUCCUUGUUCUUGUCAUAUUGCUAAAUCUAGGAUGCUUGUUUUAAAGAACAUAAUGUCACUGUCAUGAUACAAUGUGUUUGUGUUGACUUUUACCGAGACAGACAGAAAGUGCACCAAUGCUGUAACAACUUCAGAAAACCAGUUUCAGCAUUUCAGCAGAGACACUUUUUGCUGUGCUUCAAAUUAAAAUAUUUUUUCCAGUGAAAAGGUAUUUGAGGGAUAAGCAUGUAGGAACUCAAUUUGUGUUACAGAUUUCUUGGACCUACUCUUUCCUUUAAUAUUUGAUUUGUAGAUAUUUUAAUAUAUUGUUUAUUUAGAAGCCCUAAGGAAACCAAAGCUCGUAGGACAUUUUUAAAGAUAUAACUACUUAAAACUGGAAACCACUUUGCAGUUUCACAUAUUUUUCUUAAAACUUAUAUAAUAAUAAAUGUGAAGGCUUUUCUAAUGAAUUUAUCAUAUAGCAUAUUUUAAAGAGAACAUCUUGUGAUUGUUAGAAACCAUCCUCACUUUUUCUGGUAAGGUAGCGAGGUAAUUAGAAUCAACUGCUUGUGAAAAUAUCAGAUGUGAAAGGGUUUUUUUUUCUAUCAGAAUGGAAGUUCAAGCUACUGUAUGCUGCUCUGUGAUCAAGACAUGAGACUGAGUGAUAAAGUAAUGCAUACUUUCAUAUUUUAUGAAUUUUCUGGUGUUUUUCCUCGUUUCCAAGUUGUGUCUGGUCAUAAAAGUCUUGGAAGUUUAAAGAAUCCUUGACUCACAGUGCUGUGAAUGAAGAGCUGGAGCUUCAUUUUUAACUAAUUCUCAGUUUACUAAGAUAAAAGAAUUAGUUAUGUCAAUAAGUGCUCUGGAGGGGACAGUGUGCCAGGCACCAACUGUAUAAGUCAUGCUUUUAAGCAUAGGUAGUAGCCUCCGUAGCAAGUAAUCCAGUGGUGCAUUUUGUUUGUAGUUGAGUGUGUCUGUACGCACUUGCAGUGACUGCAGUCCUGGUCCCUGCCAUGUCCUCAGGAGUCUUCUGCUGACUUUGCAGGAAGCGGGGCAGGGAGUAGGAUUUCAUUCACUGUAUUUCACACUUUGAGAUGUUUAUGUAUCACACAAUUUCACUUAUUAAGCAUCCAAAUCUGUGGUGUAAAGUGUCCCUCAGUUAAUUGACUACUGGCUCUAAAGAAGCUGUUACAGUAUGCUGCCAACUUACACCUUAGUAAAGGAGAAACUGGUCUAUGAACUGUGAAUUUGGCAGAGACUAGGUGAGAGGUGAAGAUAAAACACAAAAGAAAUCUAAUCUAAAACCCCUGACUCUUUCGAUCCACCUGCAAAGUUAUGGAUAGGAAGUAAUGUUUUGUGAUUUAAUUGACUACUCCUAUGCUUAAAACUGGAAAACAGCUGAGAUCGUCCAUUGUUUGAUCCAUGACUCUGGACAUGAUAAACACUCUGCCUCAGUUUCCCUGUCUUACAAUGGGGAUAAUACCUACCUCACAGGGGUGUUGUGAGGCUUAACUCUUGUGCAAAGAGCCCUGAGAUCUGUUACUGGGAGGCACUGGGAGGAGUAUAAGAUACUAAAUGACAUGGUAUUUGCUACUUCUACAAAUGUAUUGCAAUACCUAGGCACAACAGAGGGAACUGAGGAUAGAUUUGGCCUUAUGAAAUGCUUCAAUGCUGUGGUUUUCAGGUAUUUAACAGUAUUUAAAUGUAGAUUUUUUUAAAAAAAGAAUGUUUUGUUAGUGAAGGGAAUGUAGCUGUGCCUCAGGAUGCAGAACACCUCGCUAGUUUGCAUUUCUAAUGUGUCUCGUAUGAUAAUUGCUCCUAAGUAGUUCAAAAUAGUCUGCUGCUUGGUGGACCUGGGUUGGCCCAGGUCCUGUCAGUGGUCUUGCUCAACUUCUCAGCAGAGCAUUGCAGUCAACUCUCGAUCGUCCAUGGGUGGAUUACCAGUGUUGUGUAUUAACUGUGCCGUCCACAGGGCCAGACGAGCUCUGUAUCGUGUGCCAGCGCGCUGGCCAAAUGCUGCGUGCCAAAGCAUUGGAAAAGUAGAGGAGCUCAGUCCAGUUUCAUGUGAGCCCCCUCUCACAGGGUUUGUUAGCCUGGGUGCAGCGCAGUGCCGUGCAGUUGUUUUGCCUCGUGGCUGCUCAGAUGCAUCCUCAGGAAGCUGCGGGGUGUGGAUGGGUCGGUUCAGCUUUGCGCUAGCUUGGGGAUGUUGGUGCUUCGCAGCCAUCAGCAUCGCUCACCUUUUUUCUGUGUUUAUGCUUGUUGUAUAGUCUCAUAAACUAACUUAAAUAUGUUAAUAUAGUAUUUAUGUAUGUUUUUGUUUUGUCUGAAUUACCUUAACUGUUUCUUCUGUUACCUGUAUAUGAUCUAGAGUUGACUGUUAAAUGAGAUCUUGUAUGAGACUACAUUUGCAGAAUAUGCUACCACUGCUAGUAUACUACAAAGUAUUAACCAAGUAAAUUUUGAAAUGAACAAAGUACUUUUUUUUUCUUUUGAAAUGUGUAUCCUUGCUUAUUAUGGUAAACUUUCACUAAUUAUUUUGCUUACUAGUUUAAAAUUGGUCUCAGUCAUUAGUAUGAAUUGUUGAGGUCCUGCUGUACAUCACUAAUGCACCAUAGGACUGCUGCUCUUUAGUUUAAAAAAAACAAACAAAAAGCACCAAGACAAACCAUAGUAGCACUGAGAAGCCUGACUUCCUUCUCUCCUGUUGCUCUUACAAAAACAGAGCAACUAUUAAGUCUUGACAGUUGCCACCAUUGGUUAAGAGUCUCAGUAAAUGCAUCUGAAUAGAUGGAGUUGUAGUCACUAAUUCCAUUGUAACUAUUUAAUCUUUCUGUGUGUGUGCCAGAAGUCAUAUUUUUCUAUUUCUGUGUCCAUUGCAGGCAAUGGCUAGCUUAAAGAACAAAAAUCUCUCCCACACAUUAUUUUUAUUAUCAGGACAGGAUGCAGAUGUAACGACGAUGAUGAUGAUGGGGGCCAAAGGGGGAGUUGCAUGGCCUCUCUGUCAUGUGUUGUGUUUCAUGUGCAGCACCAGCUGGUGUUAACAGGGCCCUUUAGUCACUUUAGCCCUGGAUGGUAAAUCCCCUGGAAGCGUAUAGUCAGGUCAAGGUGGUGGCUGUACAGCAGCAGGAAAUCAAUUUUCGUGUUUGUUCUGGCUGUAUGAGACCCAACUGUAGCCUGCUAGCUUGCAAUAUAGCUUCAGUUUUUUUAACCUCUCUGUGGUUACACAGACUUGGUUUGUUCUGAAGAUCACAGUUCCAGAAUACUGGGAGCAUUCAAAAACACUGCGCAGUCUGUUGGGUUUUUUUUGUUGUUUUUUUUUUUUCCACAAAGCAUGAAACUAGUGAAUCUCAUGUAAGUGAACACUGCAGUGGUGGGGAGCUAAUUGUAUUGUGUAUCACAUUCCUGAAUUUUUAAAAUAAAAAAAUAUGGAACACCGAUUUUAAGGAAAACUAAGUUUGUAUUUCAGUGUCUGGAUUGUUUUUGCUUCUGAUUAAAUGUGUACCAAACAUCAUUGGGUGAAAUAUUUUACACUUAGUACAUGUCUCAUCCUGAAACAUAAUAUAUUGGAUCACUUCUUAGAUUAUAUCUGCACCCAAGGUGCAGUGCAGAACUAAUUCAGACACUCAGUGGGCUAGCCACAGUACCGUGAGGCUUUAUUUGUUAGCAGAGUAAAUUGCUUCUGUGGAAGCCCUUAUAAUUUUAGCUCGAUUGCUUUCAAAAUCCACUCUAGACUUUCAGUAAUAUCUGUUAUUGCUGCAUCAUGGUAUUUGGUACGGAUAUACACAUAGUUAUGUAAAAGACAAAACUAGCCCCGGCUUGUGACUCCUAAAAAGUCAUGGCAAGGCCUCAGUCCUGUAAAUUUCUGUAUUCAUGAAUAGUUUCAUCGGGCUGACGAGUAGUUACUUGCAUGCAAGGAAUUAUUGCAGGAGUGAGUCCAGAGCUUCUGCCAGUACAGCCUGGCUUUUGAAGAAAGAAUGAAAGUACCUGGAUUUUAUGGAUAUAUUAAAAUCAGGAGUACUGUGGUGUUUCUAAAUUUGCUGCAGAAAUACUCUCAGUUUGUUACAAUUUCAGGAUUUGUUCCUUUUUCCCAUUCUCCAAAAAGAAAGAAAAAAGCCCACUAAGUGUCCUAAGACUUAUUAACAAGUUUAGCUAAACUGAUAUUGCUGUUUGCUUCAGAAAUGGGGCCAUCUGAAUUUAUUAAACACUGCCUAGUGGAGUCUGGGGAGGAGGGAUAAAGAUUCUUGCCAUUCUCCUUCCCCUGCCCCCUGCUUUGACUGGGCUUUCUAAUCUCUUCAGCUAUGGAGAGACCGGGGGGACAGAGGGGGUGAAUUUUGUAGCUAGAUGUUCUGAGUUACAUGUGGAGGGCAAUGGGAAAUACUGCUAACUAUAUUUAAAAGCAUAUAAAUGUGCUCUGACUAUUUUAGUUUCAUAGCAUAGCAUCAGUUACGCCCUUUUUAGGUAUGCAUUUAAGUUGUUCAGCUCUGUAGUAACUUAGUUUUUUUCUUUCUCUGCUGGACCGAAAGAAGUAGAUGCUCCAUUUGCCUGAGCUAAAGCCAGUCUUGACAAUUUUCCAAAUCAAACGUGGCUUUGCUGAUAACAGGAGGUCCAAUUAUUCCUUAUGACCUUUGCUUUGUGUGGUUAGCUGCCUGUGAGAUACAGUACCAUGUUUUAGUAGGCUCAUGUUUAUAUUUUUUUGCAUUCAUGGUGUUAUCUAAGUAGUUGAAGAGUAAAACCACAAUACUGAAAAAUAUCUUUCAUCCAUGUCUCCAAAAAGCACAUGGCAUUAAUUUGGCUUCUUUUCUUUCACGUCCUGGAUCCUGUUUCUGAGCAAUGUUAAAAUACAAUCAGCAUAGCUAGUGUUCAUUGAUACUUCUUUUUGCCUUCUUUUAAA